Messenger RNA from Trifolium pratense (red clover), 1074 nucleotides. RefSeq lists its product as uncharacterized. Gene Ontology annotation, cellular component: ribosome. Gene Ontology annotation, molecular function: 5S rRNA binding; structural constituent of ribosome. Gene Ontology annotation, biological process: translation. Lineage: Eukaryota; Viridiplantae; Streptophyta; Magnoliopsida; Fabales; Fabaceae. The record is from RefSeq and is a predicted model, not a curated record. The transcript has a single exon. The coding region runs from base 1 to 1074 and encodes 357 amino acids.
AUGAUGUUGUCCAUGCUUGCAAGAAAAGGCACUUCCAUAUACAAUCAACGUAGCAUCUUGAAGUUGAGUGCAUUCAAUCUAUGCUUCAACUCUCUCACCACCGCUACGAAUAAUGAUGGUGCUGGAGUGAGUUCUCUAUCUGACCCACCUUCAGAAUAUAAUUCGAGUAGCAGCCUUCAUCUUUCUCCAUUUUUCUCCAACUCCAAUCACCCUUCAAGUGGAUUUGACAUCGAGGUUGUGGACCGUGAUGCUUGGGGGGUUUCAUCUGUGGUGGCACAAGCCUGGCGACGAGGGGAUUUGGAUGCAUCAGGAGCUAGUGGUUCGUGUGGUCAGCAUGUGAUUGAUGAACCCCUUGAUGAUCAUUCCUCCGAUGUCGAUGAUGAACUUGAUUUUGAGGACAUUGAUAAUAUGAGAGUUCGUGGUAAUCUGUUUUAUAAGCUUGAGCGCAGUUCCAUGGAAUUUGAAGAGUAUAAUUUAGAGUUUCACAAGAAGAAAUCUUCCAAGAAAAAAAACGACAAGACUGAGGUAAACAACAAAGUUAAAGCUAAUGCUAAAGCGAAAACAACACCGAAUGUGACUGCCAAGGAUCAGAAGCUUCCCAAAGUUGAUGAAUUUGGAAGAAGUGGUAAAAGUGUUAUGCCCCGGAUGGACGAAAUCAAUGAUGUAUCUCCUGUGAACAAGAGGCAGAGGAAUCCUACCUUUAACCAGCUUACAGGUCCUUAUCAUGAACCAUUUUGCUUGGACAUUUAUAUAUCAAAAGCCUCUGUCCGUGCCUGCAUUGUUCAUAGGGUAACUAGCAAGGUUGUUGUUGUGGCGCAUUCCAUUUCCAAGGAUCUCAAGUUUGACCUGUCUUCUACCAAGAAUAAAACCACUUGUGCUGCUGUGGGGGAAAUUCUGGCUCAGAGAGCAUUGGCUGAUGAUAUUCAUGAUAUUAUUUACACUCCAAGGAAAGGAGAAAGGGUGGAGGGAAAGCUUCAAAUUGUUCUCAACUCCAUCAUUGAUAGUGGCAUUAAUGUGAAGUUAAAGAUUAAACAACGACACAAGAAGAAGUCUUUCAGCUCACAUUUUACCUAG